CCACCUUCUAUUUGCUGAUGACUCGCUUGUUUUUUGCAAAGCAAAGAUGGAGGAGGUGAGUCAUUUACAGUCUAUUUUGCAGCAAUAUGGGGAUAUUACAGGACAAAGGAUUAACUUUGCCAAAUCUGCUGUCUUUUUUAGUACUAAUACUCCUGGAGAUUUUCGUGCAUCAAUCUGUAGCCAACUUGGUAUUAAUUGUCAUUCUACUGUUAGUAAAUACCUUGGCUUGCCAACCUCUUGGGGUAAAUCUAAAAAAGCUAGUUUGAAAUAUGUAGUUGAAAGAAUAAACAAAAAAUUGAAGCAAUGGAAGGUGGCAUUGUUAUCUCAGGCUGGUAGAGAAGUCCUCAUUAAGGCAGUUGCUAUGGCUAUCCCAACUUACACUAUGUCUUGCUUUUUAUUCCCAAGUAAUAUUUGCAAGGACAUCAAUAGAUUAAUCCGUAACUUUUGGUGGGGGCAACAGCAAGAUGAAAGGAAGAUAAGUUGGCUUAGUUGGAAGACAAUGACUCAAAGUAAGCAAUCCGGGGGAAUGGGCUUUAAGGAUUUAUUUUGCUUUAACUUGGCUAUGUUGGCUCGACAGGCUUGGAGGCUGGUGCAGAACCCCCACUCUUUAUGGGUACGAGUACUCAAAAGCCUAUAUUUCAGGGAAGCAUCCUUCUUUUCAGCUAGGAAAGGAAGCCACCCAUCCUGGGCAUGGACAAGUAUCUUGAAGGGAAGAGAAAUUCUUCAGCUUGGGGCACGAUGGAAUGUGGGUGACGGAAGGAAAAUCCUAAUCUAUGAAGAUGCCUGGGUUCCCUCUCUACCACAGUUUAAGGUACUGUCUCCUCCUAGCACUGAAUCUCUCUAUACUUAUGUUUGCGACUUAAUUGAUGAAAGAGGAAAUUGGGAUAGUCAUAAAUUAAAUCAAUGCUUAACAAAUGAGGAGUAUGGGGAAAUUGCAAAAAUUCCAACAGCAGCUUGUGGUGAUGCUUUUAUCUGGCAUUAUAAUAAAUACGGAAAGUUCACUGUCAAAAGUGCUUAUUUCCUUGCCUACAAAUAUGUCCAUGGAUCUGAUAUUUCAAAAAAUCAAUCAUCUCUUGCCCCUGCAGAAUGGAAACACCUUUGGAAACUCAAAUUACCCCCUAAAAUUAAGGUUUUCUUAUGGAGAGCUAUCCAUAACAGAUUACCUACUCUUGACAAUUUAUUUUCUAAAGGGGUUGUGAACAAUGCCCUCUGUCCAAACUGUCAGCUUCAUAACGAGUCCUUGAUGCAUAUGUUAUUUUAUUGCCCUCAUGUUGAACCAAUAUGGUUUGGUUCAGCCUUGGGUUUUAUUCCGAGGCAACUGAGGCUGCAAAAUCUUGCAGAAUGGUGGUGUCUUUUAACUGAGACUGAGAAACAAAUGGGUGUUCCAUAUCUGUUUGAACAAUGGGCAAUCAUCUGCUGGAAUACAUGGAAGGCAAGGAAUAAGAUACAUUUUGAACAGGCUACAUUUAAUCCUGAACAUAUCUUGUUCAAAGCUAAUGCAAUGCUUCAGGAAUUUUGCUCAUGUCCUGGUAGAGACUUACUCCUGCCUCCAAAGCAGACAAUGCAAAGAAAACACGUUACCUCUGCUUGGACUCGUCCUCCACCAGGCUUUUUGAAAUUUAAUGUUGACGCCUCCUUCAUGCCUAACUCCGAGUUGACGACAUUGGCCAGGGUGAGUAGAGACUCUUACGGGAAGAUACUUACUGGACGAACGUGGUUAUGCUCUACUGCCUCCCCUCUUAUGGCUGAAGCAAAUGCAUUACUGAGGGCUGUCCAAUCAGCAGUGGACAUGGGAUUGGAUCAAGUGAUUUUCGAAUCCGAUAAUGAGACCUUGAUCUCAUACGCACAGCAUGCGAACCAACCCCUUCCUUGGGAGAUCCACUCCAUCAUACACAACAUCAGAAGCUUUUGUUCUUCUCGGCCUAAUUUCUCCUUUUCUUUUAUCCCUCGUGAAGGAAAUAGAGUAGCUGAUUGGAUUGCACGAUCAACUCUCAAGGGACAGUGCCCAUUUUACUGGGCUCAUUGCCCCCCUGAUAUUUUGCUGCAAUUACUACUCACUGAUGCUGUAUCUUAAACUCCUUCCUGUAAUCUUAUUCUAUCUAAUAUAUGAAAAUUUCCUUU
Molecule: messenger RNA, 2121 nt
Organism: Rubroshorea leprosula
Lineage: Eukaryota; Viridiplantae; Streptophyta; Magnoliopsida; Malvales; Dipterocarpaceae
Source: the annotation of a GenBank genome assembly